UUUUAAUGGAAGUCUAAUGUACCAGGGUGGGAUGUUCAGAUGGGAAGAAAAGAUAGGUUGACUGCUAGCUUCACCUAUACAAAUAACAACCUUCCUUUCCCAAAAGAAGACUUGAAAACCAUCCUCACCAAAUUUGAAAGAGCUGGUCUUGUCAUAGUGGACAUGGUUUCUCUCUCAGGUGCACACACAAUUGGUCAAGCUAGAUGCUCAACUUUCAAUGCUACUCUGCAGGAUCAUAGUAGCUAUGCUGAGCCAGGCGACCUAGAUUUUCUAGCAUUGCCAGCACAGUUUUGCUCCAACUCUCCGGAUAGCGAUAAUCCUCUAGCACCUUUCGACUUGGCGACGCCAGCAUCAGAGUAUAACAUGUAAAAAUGCGUCAUGACUAUUUAUAUAUAAGUAACACGGAACUCACUCGUUGAUGCUAUUGCUAGGAAUCAUGCCAUUGGCCGCAUCGUCCAAUACCAAGAAGGGUAAGGAU
Papaver somniferum (opium poppy) is the source of this 478-nucleotide messenger RNA. RefSeq names its product peroxidase 4-like. Gene Ontology annotation, biological process: response to oxidative stress. The record is from RefSeq and is a predicted model, not a curated record. Gene Ontology annotation, molecular function: heme binding; peroxidase activity. The transcript is spliced from 2 exons. The coding region runs from base 40 to 369 and encodes 109 amino acids. Lineage: Eukaryota; Viridiplantae; Streptophyta; Magnoliopsida; Ranunculales; Papaveraceae.